UCGCGGCCCCAGUCCUGUAACUUCCAGUCGAUGCAUUCCCAGUAUGGAGAGCAUUAUCAGGACCCACAGAGCUCUCAAGACAGCAUCUUCCAUGACGACCCCUACUACAAGUCAGAAACGAGUCUGGACCGCUGCCCCUCGGACUAUCCUUUCCGAAAUGGUACCGUGCCCAAUGGAAGCAUGUACAGCAGCCCCAGCCUGAGCUCCCUCAACCACUCCCAGACCUUCGUCCCGCCCUCGCCGAUAUCCUCCAACCUCAGCAUCCCUGGCAGUGAGCUCAUGCGCCCCGACUACAUCCCCAGCCACCGCCACAGCGCCAUCAUUGCUCCGUCCUACCGGCCCACGCCUGAGUACGAUGCCGUCAUGAGGCAGAAGCGACGCAUGCCCCCCUCGCACCACGAUCUCCACAGCCAGUCGCUGCGCAGCUUGAACAUCAGUAACGCCUGUGCUUACCGCCAGCCUGAAGCUCUGGUGUACAGCCAGCCAGAGAUGAGGGAGAGGGGCCCCUAUCAUGGCCUGGGGCCCAGCCCUGGACCUUACACACCACAGAUCAGCUACAGUAAGCCAGUGUCCCAUGGCCCUCAUCAGGGAGGACCAGCCAAUAGCCAGGGCCCCUGUCACUCACCCUGUGUCAACGGUGGUGGAGGCGGUGGCGUAGGAAGCUCCAUCUCUCACACUGUCAGCACACCUGAGUUGGCAAACACCAAACAACAGGGCACCAAUGCGGGAAGCUAUGCAGCUACUGCCAACAUGCUGAGAAACCACAUGUCGCGACCUCCUCCACCUUACCCCUCCAGCUCCUUCCGCCCGGCCACCAGUACACCGGACCUCGCCAGCCACCGCCACCGCUGCAUCGGGGGCAGCAGUCCAGAGCUGGUCACCCGCAUGGUGCAGCUGUCGGUCAAGACCUUUCAGCCGGACAGCUCAGCUGUUGUGCACCAGUCCCUUCAGGAGGUUAGUGAACCGUUGACUGCAGUUGCUAAGCACCGCUCCACCUUGGGCAAGAGACACAGUAUGGAGGUGAUCAGCAGCAUGAGAGGCGGAGGGAUGGAGGGCUUGGUGAUGAAAAGCAUGAAUGCUCCGCUUCAUCGGAGGAAUACUCUUAGAGAACAUGUGAUGCCACCUCAGCCCCAAUCUAUGCCCCAGCCCCAAACCCCUCAGCCACAACCGCAGCCCCAGCCUCCACCUCAGCCUCAACCUCUGCAGACAAAGGAGCUGCCCAAGCAGAUACCUGCCCAGAAAGCACCUGAGGCUGCUCCACCUGUAGCGGUGGCCUACCAGCAUCAAAAGACUCUUUCUAAUGCUACAAUGCUUAUACACAGUAGUGAGAGUGAAGAAGAGGAGGAGGAGGAAGAAGAGAGGCCUGAGCUGGACAUUCAAAUCCCAGGCCUGAACGAAGACAUCAGCAUCAGCGCUCAGCUCCAGGCAGCUCUGGCCAAACUGCCCAACAAACCCCCUCCAGAGUACCCGGGUCCUCCCAGACCCCCCAGCAACUCUCAGAUCCGCAACCACGCCCACAAUCACAACCACACUCACCACCACAAUCAAGGACCACAGAACAACCAGGGAGCAAUGGACCCAAACCAAGCCCAGGGCCGAGCAUUCAAACCUGGGCCGAGCCAGGGCGGCGGCGGUGGUGGUCCUGGAGGAGGCUGUGGUGCAGUUGCUGGUGGGACACUGACCCGAGGGGACCAGGGUGGGGUGAAUGGAGCUGUUUUAGGUCCAUCCAUUUCUGAGCCGGACCUGACCAGUGUGAAGGAGCGGGUUAGGAAGGAGCCCGUCAAAGAGAGGCCAGUGUCAGAGAUGUUCUCCUUGGAAGACAGCAUCGUGGAGAGGGAAAUCGCUCAGAGGACGCUGGAAAGGCAGAAGAUGUCUGUGGACUCCAUGAAGCGGCCGCUGAUGAUGGCUGCUCUCAACGGCCUCCACGUGGCUCGGAUGCCGGUCCCCAAGAGUCCAGUGGAGGACGGCACCAAGGCUUCGACAGACGAACGGUGUAAGACCUUGGAGUUGAAGCUGGAAGAGGAGCGGGUCUUCACCGAGUACGAGCAGGUGCCCAAGAAGAGGGGGAACUGCGCCCUCUCCACGGCGACUCUGCCCGAGAACACGGAACGCAACCGCUUCCGCGACGUGGUUCCUUACGAAGAGAAUCGGGUCGAGCUUGUGCCCAACAAGGAGAACAACACGGGCUACAUUAACGCCUCGCAUAUCAAGGUGAUGAUCAGAGGGGAGGAGUGGCACUACAUCGCCACGCAGGGCCCGCUCGCCAACACCUGUGCCGACUUCUGGCAGAUGGUCUGGGAGCAAGGGGUCAACGUUAUCGCCAUGGUUACUGCAGAAGAGGAGGGUGGCCGGUCCAAGAGUCACCGCUACUGGCCCAAACUGGGCUCCAAACACAACUCGGCCACGCACGGCAAGUUCAAGGUGACCACCAAGUUCCGCACCGACUCGGGCUGCUACGCCACCACGGGGUUGAAGGUCAAACACCUGCUGUCUGGCCAGGAGAGGACGGUCUGGCACCUGCAGUACACAGACUGGCCUGAGCAGGGCUGUCCUGAAUACGUCGUGGGAUUUCUCUCGUACCUGGAGGAGAUCCAGUCUGUAAGGAGACACACUAACUCCAUGCUGGACACCUCAAAGAGCCUCAAUCCUCCCGUGGUGGUGCACUGUAGCGCCGGCGUGGGUCGUACCGGCGUGGUCAUCCUCACCGAGCUCAUGAUCAGCUGCCUGGAGCACAAUGAGCCAAUGGAGGUCCCCACCAUGUUGUCGGAGCUCAGGCAGCAGCGGAUGUUGAUGGUUCAGACCAUCUCCCAGUACAAGUUUGUCUACCAGGUCCUCAUCCAGUUCCUCAAGAAUUCCCGCCUCAUCUGAUCACAGGCUCCCGACCUUUGACCCCAUCCGAUGUGGCCGAUGACGACAGCAGUACUUAAAUGAAGCCUGAGGACCGAAACAGCUGAUGUAGCCUCGGUCUGAAGCAGGUGCAGGUAGAAGCGACUCCACGUUCACCUUGAGGUUUCUACGCAGCAGUUGAAGGUUAUGGAAAUGUGUAGAUUUGGGUACAAACUCACCUCACGAGGGGGAGGAGGUGUGUCAGCCUGUUUCAAAAACUGAUGACGAUUCCUCCUGAUCAGUGUGUUUUCACAUUUCAUUCUUUUAUCCCCUGGGAUUUAAUCUCGGACCUGAUCUUUCCGCGUGGAGCAUGUUUGUGCUUUUUCUCCGUGCAGGUCAGGUGAAUAAGCAGCUUAUCUCUCCUGCAGACGUGAAUGUGUGUGUCUCUGCAUUAAUAUCUUGAGAAAUCAUCACAAAUCGGUUACAGUCUGAAUAGUUUGCCUGCCUGUUACUUUUCACAAUUUUCUCUUGAGCCAUCAUUAGAAAUGGCAUUACGCUGCAUGAACAGUAGGUGGCAGCAGUAUUAUUACUAAACUCUUGGUAUACUCUGAAAAGGUUUGCCAAACAAAACAUAUCCUUUAAAUCACAGUUCUAAAAUAACAGAGUAUUGAUUAAUACAGCAAAUAUUUACUUCAACAUUGUAACAAAUGUUUUUUUUAUUUAUUUCUAUCAAUAUUGACGUCACCUUUGCCAUUGAACAGAGCGUCGACAGGUAUGUCAGAUCUCUCGUCUCAAUUUUCUAAAAGCCUUUGUUGUGAAUCUCAGACAGAUUUGUGCGUUUUUUUUCUUCUGAAAUGUUUGAACAUUUCUAUUAAGAUUCCACCUUAAUAUGCAAAAACACAGAAAAUACAUUAAAAAAAAUUAUUAUUUGCUUCUUGCAAUAAAAAGUGUCUUGCCACAUUUUUUUUAACCCUUAAUCAUUUCAAAUUCUGUCCAGUUAAUUGGAGAUAAUUUAUAAAUAUAAUUUCACCAUUUGCAUAUUUGUGUCCUUAUAUUCAUCAGAUACUGUAGCAUUAGGUCUUAUUGACACAUGAAACGAGCCUGGCUUGUUGUAAGGUCCUUGAUGGAUUCGCUAAAUUCAUUCCCUUAUUUUAUUUUGCCUCUGAAGAUAAAAUCUUUAAAUCAGUAUUUUAUAGUUUGUAUUUUGACAAAAGAACAAUUUAAACAUUUCAAUCUCUUCGGUAAAGGUUUAGCAGCAGGAGAGUACUGAUGUAAAACCCAGUAGAUUAACUUGUUGCUUGUUACAUUAAAUAUACUUUUUUUAUUUUUCUGAAUUGUAAUGCAAAGCCAGCCGUGCCCAAAAUAACUUUGUACAUAACGGGCAUGUGAGAGAAAGACAUUUCUACAAAUGUGUUAUAUAGUUUUUUUUCCUCUUAUUUUGACUUGGUACCCCAAAAAUACCGCAACAUAAUAAACUAUGCAUGCAUUUUUAUAUUUCAAUGUAUAUAUUCUCAGAUACGUAUAAGCUCUCUCUUGACAUGUGUAAGUGUUUUGUUGCACUUCAGUUCUCUUUAUGACAGUAUUUUUUUCUCACAAGGCAUUCCACUGUUUGUUAAUAUUUAAGUUUUCCCCCUCAAUUUUUCUUUUGGCAAAAACUCCUAAAUACGUUUCAAAGUAUGUGUACAUAUGUUUUGUAUAUGCGUUUUCAGUUCAAUAAGUCCUUUGUUUUUCUCUCCCCUGACAUGUAUGAAGCUGUCAUACUUGCUUAUUAUGCAAUAAAGCCUUAUUUUCUUUAA
Molecule: messenger RNA, 4622 nt
Organism: Paralichthys olivaceus (Japanese flounder)
Lineage: Eukaryota; Metazoa; Chordata; Actinopteri; Pleuronectiformes; Paralichthyidae
Source: RefSeq, a predicted model, not a curated record